AGCAGUUGGUUUCCCAUCAUCGACUCGAGUGCAUGUGCACUGCAAUAAAAAUAACUUCGAUCGACCAACUUGCGAAAGGGCGAAGUGAUAGAAAAUGCUGACCCAUCUAAAAUGGUUGCGAGCAGCGCCGCGCCCGGCCAACAUGCUAUGCUCCCAAAUGGUGAAACGAACUUGUAAGAAUGUGUCGGCCUUCGAGAAGGUACUCAGUGUGCCCAAGCCGAAAAACGCUCCAGCGGCUGGGCAGCUAAAAAUCCCUCAUAUGAUAUCGCAGCGUGAGCAAAAAUUGAAUGAAGGCAUGGUAUACGAAGGCUUUCAAUGCGAGCGAGUAGAAUAUAUUCCGGACUUUGAACUUACCUCUUACACCCUGAGGCAUGAAGGAACUGGAACGGAGUUCUGGUAUCUCGAUCGUAAAGAUACCAAUAACGUUUUCUCGAUUAAUUUCCGCACAACUCCCUUUGACUCCACCGGACUUCCUCAUAUUCUGGAGCAUCUAGCACUGUGCGGAUCCAAGAAGUUUCCGGUGCGGGAUCCAUUCUUCAAAAUGUUAAACCGCUCCGUUGCCACGUUCAUGAACGCCAUGACUGGUCCAGACUAUACUCUAUAUCCUUUUUCGACAAUGAACGAGGUGGACUUUAGAAACCUGCAGCGAAUUUAUUUGGAUGCUGUUUUUAGGCCGAAUUUGGAUUACCUCGACUUUCUGCAGGAGGGCUGGCGGCUUGAAUACAGUGAUUUGCGCAACCGCGAAUCUGAGCUCGUGAUAAAGGGUGUUGUCUACAAUGAGAUGAAGGGCGCCUUUUCCGAAAACUCACAAGUGUUUGGACAGAAUUUACUCAACAACAUGCUACCCAAUCACACGUACGGACAUGUAUCGGGCGGCAAUCCGCUAGAGAUACCGAAGUUAACACACACAGAUCUGGUCGAGUUCCACCGUAAAUACUAUCAUCCGAGCAAUGCUAGAAUUUAUUGCUAUGGCUCGUUCGACGUAAAUAAGACGCUGGCAUUUGUCAACAAGAAAUACUUGAAUCAGUACGAGUGCAUAGACAAUUCCUACAGCCGAAUUCCAGGGCAACCACGAUGGUCUGAGCCUCGCAAUGUUCACAUUUCCAGUCGUUUAGAUAACAUGGGCGCUGCCUUCGACCGGCAAAACCAAAUUGCAAUUGCCUUGCUAAUGUGCGACAUGACGGACAUACAAGAGAGCUUUGAGCUCAAUGUACUCUCCGAGGUGUUAAUUCGCGGACCUAACUCCGCCUUUUAUAAAAGUCUGAUAGAGCCAAACUUUUCUGGCGGAUACAAUCAAAGCACUGGUUAUUCUGCGGAUUGCAAGGAUACGGCGUUCGUGGUGGGACUACAGGACUUGCGUGUGGAAGACUUUAAAAGGGUUAGUGAGCUAUUUGACCGGACCGUGUGCAAAACAAUAGAAAAUGGCUUUGAGCAGGGUCAUGUGGAGAGUAUUCUGCACAAUCUGGAGUUGUCGCUAAAACAUCAAAGCCCACACUUUGGCAACGCACUGCUCUUUAACUCCACAGCGCUGUGGAAUCACGAUGGUGACGUUGUGAGUAAUUUACGUGUAUCAGAGAUGAUCGCGCGAUUGCGUGCCAACCUAACGCGUAACAGGCAUUAUCUUCAGGAGAAGAUGAUGCGCUAUUUUGCAAACAACACGCACAGGCUAACACUGACAAUGUCGCCCGACGAACUGUAUGAGGAAAACUUCAAGCAGGCUGAGGCGGAAAUGCUAAAACAAAAAAUAAAUGCGCUCGAUAAGCAGCAGUCAGAGGAAAUCUAUCAGAACGGCCUAAAACUGGAGGCGUCACAAAAGGCCGUGCCCAAUACGGAUCUAUUGCCUUGUCUAACAAUAAGCGAUGUCAAGGAGCCACCCAAGUGGCCGAAAAUAAGCACUACAACCAUCCAGGAAGUACCCACCCAGGUCUGUAAGGUGCCCACUAACGAAAUCACAUACCUGAAGUGUCUGUUCAACAUCACGGGUCUAAGUCGGGAUGAGGUAAUGUUGGUGCCUUUGUUCUGCAACGUUAUCAACGAUAUGGGCACCGAGGAGCAUGACUAUCGGGAGUUUGAUAAACUAGUGCUCUCGAAAACAGCCGGCAUUGACUUCAAACUGAACUUUGUUGAAAAUAUUUAUGAUGCCAAAAGCUACCGCCUAGGCUUGAUGAUGACCACCCAUGCCCUAGACAAGAAUGUGCCGGACAUGUUCGCGCUGUGUCAAGAGCUGCUCCUCAACUUCAAGCUCGAUGAUAUCGACCGGUUAAAGAUGCUCAUUGAGAAUUAUAUUUCGAACAUAUCUGUGGGUAUUGCUAGUUCUGGGCAUUUGUAUGCCAUGCUCAGCUCUUCAGCGCUAGUAACGGAUGCGGCCAAAUUAAAGUCCAUGCUUUCCGGUGUUGACCACAUAGACUUCAUGAAGACGUUUGUAAAGCAAAAUGGCACCGCCGAGAUAUGCGAUAAGCUAAAGGCAAUUGGCAGGAAGGUCUUCAACAAGACAAACAUGCGCGCUGCCAUAAAUAGUUCUGAGUCCUAUCAACCCACGGCCGUGCAACACUAUAAAAGCUUCCUCGACAGCUUGCCGGCGCAGGAAAAGACCAAAAGCAGCAAUGAGCUGCAAUUGCUCGAGCCUAGCUGCCAGCAUUAUAUUAUGAACAUACCCGUCAACUAUUGUGCAAAGGCGUUCUUUGCGGUUCCUUACCUCCACCACGACCAUCCCACACUACGUGUCCUGGCGAAGCUUGUGUCGGCAAAAUAUCUAUUACCGGUGGUGCGCGAGCAAAAUGGGGCUUAUGGCGCAGGUGCCAAGAUUAGCUCCGAUGGCAUCUUCAGUUUUUAUAGCUACAGAGAUCCACACUCGAUCAAAACUCUGGCGGCAUUUGACAAUACCUACGAAUGGCUGCAGGCUGAAAACGAUAAGCUGGAUCAGCAGACGCUCUUCGAGGCAAAACUUGGUGUACUACAGCAGCUGGACUCGCCGAUUGCACCUGGAAACAUAGGCAUAGACUAUUUCCUCUAUGAGGUGUCCCAAGAGAUGUUCGUUAAAUACCGUUCCCGAAUGCUCUCCGUAACCGUGGAGGAAUUGCGCUCCGUCAUCGAUAAGUACUUCAAGGAGCAGCCCAAACACUACGGCAAGUGUAUUCUCGGGCCGGCCAACGAGAAACUCGAGCAGGAGACAAAACAAAAGUGGAAAAUUAUAGCCUAAGUGUAGUUGUCGGUGUGUUUAAAUUUUGACUGUACAUGUACAUAUACAUACAUAUAAACUGUAACCGUAAAAUGAUUUGUUGUUAUAUCUGCUAAUUUUAUUAUUAUUAUUUUCCUAAUUUCAUUUUUCGAUCGCUAGGCGUAGAUUAAUUGUUGCUAAUAAUAAUAAAUUAAAUGUAUGUUGACAUCC
This is a messenger RNA of Scaptodrosophila lebanonensis, 3388 nucleotides long. Its product is annotated as presequence protease, mitochondrial. The coding region runs from base 95 to 3199 and encodes 1034 amino acids. Gene Ontology annotation, cellular component: mitochondrial matrix. Gene Ontology annotation, molecular function: metal ion binding. Lineage: Eukaryota; Metazoa; Arthropoda; Insecta; Diptera; Drosophilidae. The record is from RefSeq and is a predicted model, not a curated record. Gene Ontology annotation, biological process: protein processing. The transcript is spliced from 3 exons.